GUCUAUUAAUGUCGCGGAGACUUUAGGUGACAGUUGGCUGCUGCUUUUCCCUUCCCUGCUUUCCCCCAGCCAAGUGCCCGCUGCCCCCCUGCCCCCCUGCCAGGCUUGUGUUGGUCUGUACUGGAGGGAGGGCCCGGCGGUGCCAUCUCACUGGGGUGAGAAAUCUCUCCCCAAACUGGGAGCAGCACUGGGAGCCACACGCUUGUACUGGAGAGCAGGUAGCAGCGAUCCUCAGGCGUCAGAACGGGCGGAGAGCAGAGUUAAUGGGAGUUUAGAGGGGGAGAGGGAAGAUCCAGGAUAUCACUGUUUGCCCAGGGAAAUUGAGUUGUGACCUGCCUGCUGCGCCAGGGAAGGUAAAUGGACAGUGAGCGCUGUGCUGGGAUAUAAAUGAGACGCUACUGGGAUAUAAAUGAGACGCUACUGGGAUAUAAUUCAGACGCUACUGGGCUAUAAAUGAGACGCUAUUGGGCUAAGGGACACGAAAUCCUGUUGUUUUAGGAGGGGAUCUGGCCCCGGGGGAGGGAGGGGCUGAAGUAAAAGACCACCUCUGCCUCCUCUUCUUCAAGGGAAGAGUUGAUCAGAUCAGGCAGAAGUGCUCAGCCGCACAGAUAAUUGCCCAGGGGUACAGACCGCAGAGGGGACUUUCUUCCUGGCGACACUGUUGCAAAAGGAACGGCAUCUGGUCUCCAAGGAAUGAUACAAUGUGACCAGACUCGAACCGUUUCCCCCAAGUGAAAGCUUCCUCAGCGCUGGCCAUGGAGCCGCUUUGCGCCCAGCCUGACUGCCCGCUCCUUCUGCUCAACGGCUCCUGGGGAAACUUCAGCAUGGAGAACAGGACCGGUCCGACAAACACCACCAGGGACCCUCUGAAACGGAAUGAAGACGUUGCCAAGGUGGAAGUGGCAGUUUUAGCCCUUAUCUUAUUCUUGGCCCUGGCAGGCAAUAUCUGCGUCCUGAUAGCGAUCCACAUUAACAGGCACAAGCACUCCCGCAUGUACUUCUUCAUGAAGCACCUCAGCAUCGCAGACCUGGUGGUGGCCCUGUUUCAGGUGCUGCCUCAGCUCAUCUGGGACAUCACUUUCAGGUUCUAUGCUCCUGACUUUGUCUGUAGGAUAGUCAAGUACCUGCAGGUGGUGGGGAUGUUUGCCUCCACUUACAUGCUCCUGCUGAUGUCCCUAGACAGGUGCCUGGCUAUCUGUCAGCCCCUGAGGUCCCUCCACAGGAGAUCAGACUGUGUCUAUGUGGUUCUCACAUGGAUUUUAAGUUUUCUUCUGAGUGUCCCUCAGAUCCACAUCUUCUCCCUCAAGGAGGUAGGGAAUAAAGUGUAUGACUGCUCUGCCAGUUUCAUUGAGCCUUGGGGACUCAAAACCUACAUCACCUGGAUAACCAUAACUGUGUACAUCUUGCCAGUGAUGAUCCUCAGCGUGUGCUAUGGCCUCAUCAGCUACAAGAUCUGGCAGAACAUACGGCUGAAGACCAUGUGUGAGAGCAGUGUGAGGCUGAGUUCCAACAAGAGGGCCACCUUGUCCAGAGUCAGCAGCGUCAGGCUCAUCUCUAAAGCCAAAAUCAGGACAGUCAAGAUGACCUUCAUCAUUGUGUUGGCUUAUAUCGUGUGCUGGACUCCCUUUUUCUUUGUCCAGAUGUGGUCAGUGUGGGACCCAGAUGCUCCAAAGGAAGACUCUCUGUUCAUCAUCGCCAUGCUCCUGGGGAGUCUGAACAGCUGCUGCAACCCGUGGAUCUACAUGCUUUUCACUGGGCACCUCUUCCAUGACCUUCUGCAGCGCUUUCUGUGCUGCUCCGCUCGUUACCUGAAGUCCAGCCAGCAGGGCAGCGACAUGAGCACCAGCAGGAAAAGCAACUCUUCCACCUUCGUGCUCAGCCGCAAGAGUUCCAGCCAGAAGAGCAUCACCCAACCUUCUAUUGCCUGAGAGCCACAAACAAGCCCCUAAGACUGUUAGGAAGUGACUGUUCUGAGACUGGCAGUGGGGAGAGGGUCUGUGAGUGGUUUCAGUACAGGGAAGGAGUGGGCAGUAUGAAGGCAUCCUCUGUGCCCCUGCGGGCAGUAACUGCAGCUGCUGUACCACUUACUGUAUAGCAGAGCUGCCAUAUUUCACCUAUAAUAAUGAGCUUAUUACUGGCAGCUGCUUCAGCAGUGAGACUGUCAUACAUUGGUUGUAGGAAAAGUACAGGGAUGACGUGGGGGGACUGGGAUCUGUCUCCAAAGCUGCUAAGAAUAUCAUUCAUUUCAUAGUCGAUGCUGACAGAAAGGGAAGCAGGAAAGCGAGCAGCUACUGCCGCACCAGGGAUAUGUAUUUAUGCAGGUGUAGGAGUGAUGCUUUAAAUCUCAGGAUCUGGCGUAGCUACGGAACGAGACCGAGUACCACAAUUAAACUAAUAGGGGAGUCUUAAACCUGUGCCUCUCCAUUGUCUUUGUGAAGCAACAACUCCCAUAAUGCCAAAUCUGCACAAGGGAUUCUGGGAAUGCAACAGCUGCUAGAGAGGAUAGUGGUGAGGUUCAUUGAUAAUAACGUGGACUUUAACCCUUGAGGGACUAAACUGGCUUUGUCUUCUGUCAUCCUUAUGCAUUUGUGUCCGUGGGAAUACUUGUAUUCCAAUCUUAUGUCCAAGAAAAUUGUCUGAUCCCCCAAACAGCCCAUCUAACUGGCCUGUUUUCUACCACUGUGGUUCUGUUUCAUCAACUUUCUGAUUAUUGCCAUGUACCUCUGAGCCAAGUCAGAGUCACUUCCAGAAUCAAUUAAGUCCCAUGUGACUUCUGAUUUGAAUCCAAUUUGUCUCCCAACUGUCCUGAUUUUUGUGGGACAGUCCCAAUUUUAAUAGCUCAGCCCACAAGCCUGCACUGAAUGCCAAA
Molecule: messenger RNA, 2869 nt
Organism: Xenopus tropicalis (tropical clawed frog)
Lineage: Eukaryota; Metazoa; Chordata; Amphibia; Anura; Pipidae
Gene: oxtr
Product: oxytocin receptor
Exons: 2
Coding region: 756-1928 (390 amino acids)
Biological process (GO): signal transduction; social behavior; G protein-coupled receptor signaling pathway
Cellular component (GO): plasma membrane; membrane
Molecular function (GO): G protein-coupled receptor activity; vasopressin receptor activity; oxytocin receptor activity
Source: RefSeq, a predicted model, not a curated record